Penicillium manginii is the source of this 552-nucleotide messenger RNA. RefSeq lists its product as uncharacterized. The coding region runs from base 1 to 552 and encodes 183 amino acids. The record is from RefSeq and is a predicted model, not a curated record. The transcript is spliced from 2 exons. Lineage: Eukaryota; Fungi; Ascomycota; Eurotiomycetes; Eurotiales; Aspergillaceae.
AUGCAGCGCAACAACUAUAGUCUCGAUGUUUAUAAAGGAAACAAAAUAAUUCACCUUGCCGGAAAAUGGAUAUUCUGGGCUCCAUCCAUCAUAACAUGGAUCGAUAUCGGCAUAUCAAUCGGUGGCUGGGUGUCCGUCAUGCAUGUCGAGCACGCCCUUCUCCCCACCGCAUGGAGCCAAGCUAGUCUGGGCUUGUUGGUAGUUAUCUACGUUUACCUUGUCGGCAUAUUCGUUCUCUUUUGGAUCCACCGACACGAAUGCUUCGGGGAGGAAAGAUGGGCACUCGAUGGUGUUACCGUCUGCAUUCCUCUGUUUGCCAUUCGCCUCACAUACUCGCUUGUCUUCGUCAUCUCGAGCAACAUGAAGUUCAAUGCCAUCAAGGGCAACCCGACAGCCUAUCUGAUCAUGACCAUGCUACCCGAAGUGGCUAUAAUUGGGAUGUGCACAUACAUAAUUGCGGCCAAAAUAUCACCACUCCAGAAAGAGACACACAGAUCGCCACGGAAGACAGACGACGAGGAAAGUCAAGAGGGUCUUACUAGCAGGUCCUAG